Molecule: messenger RNA, 1360 nt
Organism: Alnus glutinosa
Lineage: Eukaryota; Viridiplantae; Streptophyta; Magnoliopsida; Fagales; Betulaceae
Exons: 2
Coding region: 37-1287 (416 amino acids)
Molecular function (GO): protein binding
Source: RefSeq, a predicted model, not a curated record
CUCUUCUAAUCUUAAUUUCUCUCUCUGUUUGCUGUCAUGAUGAUUCAACUGGGAAGGAUCACUUCACUUACUAAAUGCUUAAUCACCUUCCUAAUCAUCUCCCCAUGUCUCCUCUGUAGUGUAAUCUGCCAACCAGCUGACUCACCGUCUCCUCUGCCGGAUGUUCUAGCCUUCUUAGACCAAAGACUCGCCGUGGUCUACCCGGUAAUCCAAACAUUCAAGAAAACAAUCACUUCAGAUCCCCUUGGAAUCACCCAAACGUGGGUUGGCUCCAACAUAUGCAACUACACGGGCUUCUACUGUGACAACCCACCAGACAAUACCUCUGCCACUGCCCUCGCUGCCAUCGAUUUCAAUGGCUAUCAGCUUGGCGCCCCUACUCUCGACGGUUUCAUUGAUCUACUUCCUGACCUUGCUUUCUUCCAUGCCAACUCCAACAACUUCACCGGCACCAUUUCUCCGAAAAUCGCAAACCUCCCUUAUUUCUACGAGCUGGAUAUCAGUAACAACAAAUUUUCCGGCCCAUUUCCACCAGCCGUGCUCAGCAUUAAUGGCCUUGCGUUCCUAGACAUCCGGUUUAACUCCUUUACCGGGACGCUACCGCCGCAAAUCUUCACGCAACCUCUAAGUGUGCUCUUCAUUAACAACAACAAUUUCAUGCAAAGACUUCCCGACAACCUCGGCAACACCCCGGUACUCUAUCUUACAUUUGCAAAUAACAGAUUCACCGGUCCAAUCCCUCGAAGCAUCGGAAAUUUGUCAUCAACAUUAAUCGAAGUGUUAUUCUUGAACAACCAUUUAACCGGCUGUCUUCCAUACGAAAUAGGAUUUCUAAAAUCCGCCACAGUUUUUGAUGCCGGGAACAACUUCUUGACCGGCCCUUUGCCGUUCUCGCUGGGCUGCUUGGAGAAGAUUGAGCAGCUGAACUUUGCCGGAAACUUUCUGCACGGGCAGGUGCCGGAGUUGGUGUGCCAGCUAGGGAAUUUGCAGAAUCUUUCGCUGUCUGAUAACUAUUUCACCAGUGUAGGACCUGUGUGUAGGAAGCUGAUUAAAAGCGGAGUUGUUGAUGUGAGGCAAAACUGCAUCCAUGGUCUUCCCGAUCAGAGACCGCCGGGGGAGUGCUGGAGCUUCUUCUUUUUUAGCUACUGGCACCACUGCGAGUAUCCCUGGUGGUUCAGCACAUAUGUUCCUUGUAAGGCUCCUCCGAAGAGGCAUCAUCCAUAUCCGCCGAUGGGGUCCAAGAGGAAGUUGUUGUCUUAUGCUGCUCUUUCAAGAAAUAGAUUGUGAGGAUCAGUGGGAAUGGAUUUCAUUCACCUUUUUGAUUAAGCCAAAUAAAAAAAGAUUAUAUACCUUUUUAGCA